Messenger RNA from Mya arenaria, 6713 nucleotides. Its product is annotated as sodium/hydrogen exchanger 8-like. The transcript has 16 exons. Gene Ontology annotation, biological process: regulation of pH; sodium ion transport; proton transmembrane transport. Gene Ontology annotation, cellular component: membrane; Golgi apparatus. NCBI's taxonomy places the organism in Eukaryota, Metazoa, Mollusca, Bivalvia, Myida, Myidae. The record is from RefSeq and is a predicted model, not a curated record. Bases 3719 to 5311 code for a protein of 530 amino acids. Gene Ontology annotation, molecular function: sodium:proton antiporter activity.
GAGAUUUUGAUGAUCUGUGUGUUACUGUUAAAAUAGAAUUAAGUCAAAGCUGACAAGGCAUAUCUAGGCAGAAGAACAGGAGGAUUUAGACAAUUCAUGUUGUCUAAAUCCCACGUCUCCCAGUCCUUGAGCAAGGAGGUUGGUUUAAAUAUCUGAUGUGUAAGAAGCUUAAUAAGGGCAGGAUUCAAAUUUAGCAGUUGCUAUCUUGCUAAAUGCAAAUCAAAUUCAGAAAGUGCUAGUAGAAUUUUAUGCCCACUCCAUAUUUUUGGGAGUCACCUUUUUCCAAGUUCAAACUUAAGUUAUUUAAAAAAAAAAUCGGAUAAGUUAACAACACCUCCCACAAUUGUUUCUGUGAUAUGCACUUUCUGCAAUAUUAAAUCGAUCAUGCACCUGUCCCGUGUUUUUCUAAAACCCGUUUGCACAUGUGACGUCAAACUCCCAGAAUACUGAGAAUGUCUGUGGUCAAUUCAUGUAGAUUUUUUAGUUGGUGAUGACUUCUCUAUUUUCAAAGAUCAAAUCAAAGUAAGAUUCACUUAAAUUUACAAUACUCAAAGAAUGAUAUGCUCUGCGAUUUAGAGCUGCAAGCCAUGUGCAGCGUUCCACACUAACAGGAGUCUGGCAGUCUGACACUCCUAAAAUUCGGCUCAGACUACCGCAUUUUCCAUCUAUGCAGUUCAUUUGACUCCUCCAAUAAAAAAUCCAUUGUACACAUAACCCUUUAGCGCAUGUAUACGAGAUAGGUUGACAUAGCCCAUUAGCAGAUGUAUACGCAUCUGGCCGACCCUAUCCACUACUGGAUGUAAAUAAACGCCCACAUAAUUCAAUAGAGUCAUUUCAAUAUUUCAAUUUUGCAUCUUUCUUUUUGUAAACAAUAUCCCGGAUGUUUAUAAAAAUAAAGCUUAACCUUUUGGGUAUUGUUUUCCCUUGAAAAUGUCUUCUGCUAAAAUUAGAAGGUAAAUAUUUUUCUGCCAAUCGCAGGUGUGAUAUCCCAUUGUGACAAAAUAAGACCAUGAGGCCGAGUACUGUAUGGAAAAUCCCCCAAAUUCAUUGUUGUGUAAAUCAUUAAAUAUAUUAUGUCAGUUCAGUUUACCAUUAAAAUCAAUAAAGAUUAUAAUUAUUUGAAGAUAAUAUUUUGUGUACAAACAAUAGAAACGAUAAGGAGUUGAGAAAAUGAUGAGUAAAUUUUCUGUGGAGCUGAUUUCCAGCAAGGUUCCGGCCGUAAAAUGUAUGAGGUAAACGCAUUUAUGAAAGCGUUUGGUAGUCUAGAUGCAUUAUUCAUAACGGAAAAAACAUUUAUCGGCUUUCUUUUUGUAAACAAUUUUAUAAGGGGGUAAUAAAGUUAAACAGACACCCUGGACUGGAUUUCUCUUUUUUUGAUAGGGGUAAUAAAAAAAAAUUACCCUUUGAUUUAAUGAAAUUAUGACAUUUCAAAGAAAUGUUACAAUACCAUCUUGGAAAUACAUUCACAGAUUAAAUAAAAUAAUUUAAUAUUUCAUCAUUGACACCAUUUAUUAGAUAAUUUAAUUAUCUACAAAAAAUGUAUUCACAUAAAAAAGAUUUGGCCACAAUUAUUUGGAGUAAUAUUGAUUUUUAGGUCAUACUGCUGUAUAAGCUCUUUUUCAUGACCCCUAAAAUGCCUAUACAGAUAAGGAAUGCUUAUCAGUAAGUUGGCUAUUGACUGGGAGGUGUAAUCUAGCCACUUGCCAUUGUGCAAAAGGGUUAAGGAAGUAAGUGACAUCACAGACUGGUAUUGUUUAAUGUUUGUAAUAUGGUAAGUAAAUAGUUAAACCUGUUGAACGGUGUUUAAAAAAAUAUUCCUCGUAAAUUUUAGUUGUAAACAAUGUUCAUGUCAAUGGUAAAAUGGAAAUAUUUUUUUAUCAAUUUUCGCGACCGGCAGCGAAAAAUAGAAGAACUGAAAAAGAAAAACAGAAAGAGUUUGUAAUUUGUAGAGAAAGAACAUUCAGCAAGCAUGGUUAAAACAAUUGUUUUGGCUGUUGUUAGAAUCUGACCUCUGGAUAUGAGUUAUGAGACUGUUGGGAGCUUUGUCACUGGGUGCUCUAAUGUGCGAUUGAAAGCCAUCAAAAAGCUUCUAAGGGCCAUGCUAAUAAUGUAAGCAAAGAAAAUGCAAAAAAAGGAAAAACAAUUAAGUUCACCGCUCGUUAAUUCAGCUAAACAAAGCUAUCUUUGACAGGUAGUGCAUUCUGUUUAUGAAUGCUCACAUGGUUCAGAAAUAAGUAUGGUCCAACACAGACUAUGUCACCAUGUGCCAAGCUGAUAUUGCAAAGUUUGUUAGCAUUGGCAUGACAUAUAAGGCAUGUCAGUGUCUCAUUGCACUGCUUGAAGAUGACUGUUCCAAAAAAAAAAAUUAUGUAUUUGAUAAUGCCUCGUUCAUUUCCCUUAUAUCUAAUGGCUCAACAGAUGCUACCUCACAAGGGGCCAAGAUUCUAUAUGCCAGAUCAUCAGUUCAUGGCAAAGUUAUAUUAGAAUAUAUUAGACAAAUAGUUUCAGUCAUGUUCAUGUUAUUUUUAUAAAACAAUAAAAGAAAACUUGAAUGUGCACUCAGUUUGCUAUUCAGAAAAGCAAUACCAAAUACUCUGUGAAAACAUUGAAUAAAUAGUCAUUAGUGCGCCAGCCAGGAUUUGAAAAGGGCAGGGUGCUAGGUCAGAAAUGGCACUUUUGAUGUGCAUUAAAUGAGCCUUGAUGGGGCACUUGCAAGGGCCAAUGUUCAACUUAUUAUGUAUGUGAACUUCUUCCAAUGCUAACAAUGUUACCUCAGCUGUUAUCUUUAAGUUAGUGUCAAAAGUAUGUAUAUUUAUUAAUCAUUUCUGGACAUUGACUGGCAAACAAAUGUUCACACAUCUUCUUAAAAUUGUCUUUUCUAUACCUUUUUACUGCUUUGCCAUUAAUUUAAAAGGACAAUUAUUGACCAUGUGGUAUUGCAACGUUUCUUCCCUGGCUAGCUUGGCCAAGCUAUCUUAAAUCAAACUACAUACCUAUUCUCAGACUGCAUUGUCCCAAAAAUUAAAUAUGAAAUCAGUAAUAUAUACACAGGAUAAACAAUGAUUGCUUACAAAAUCAAAUGAUAAGAAAUUAUUAUUAUUAUGGUUCAAGAAUCAAUGUUUAAUUGUCCCAAAACCAAGAGUGCUCAAAUAGAAACACUACAACACCUACCCCUUAUCUUACAGGACCAGCUUACAUGAUGCUUAUAAACCAAUCUCACAAUAUAUCAGUGAAACCCACAGUCCACGGACGUCCAAACCUGGAAACUAGAAGCUGUAGGGCAAUGCUUCACCUAGUUUCCAAUAGUUCAGAUACUUCAAAGCUUCCCUAUAUAUUAACGUGAUGAUCUCCCAUCGCUGUCGAAACACGAACUAACCAUUUCUACACCUUUCGCUGCUUUUAUACCCUAACAUUACUUGACCAAAACGGAAUGAUCCAUUAUAACAAACCAUAUGAGUGAAACCAUUAUAUAUGACUUAUAUUACAGACUAAGGGUGUCAAGUUCAUUCGUUUUUAGAAAAAGUAGAAAACCAUUAAGAGUAUAACUUCUUACGUAUCAAUAUGAUUUACCAGUGAUAAUAACACAGAGACUACAACACCAGUAUUAGUCCCCAAGCCGCCAUCUAGUGGCCACACAAAUACAGAAGAGGCAGAAGAGGAACACAAGAAGAGUCUCACAAUCUUCUUCAUCCUCAUUGUUGUUGCAAUAUGUAUCCUAAUGACUCAUCUGCUACUGAUCACAAAGUUUCACUACCUGCCGGAAAGUAUAGCUGUUGUUCUUGUAGGGGCUUUCAUAGGACUGGUGUUAAAGAUAUUUAAACUGGACUGGAGUAAAGAAGAGGAGUUCUCUCCAACCAUAUUCUUCAUCGUUUUAUUGCCGCCAAUUAUAUUUGAAUCGGGAUACAAUUUGCACAAGGGCAACUUUUUCCAGAACAUUGGUUCCAUCCUGGUAUUUGCUAUCGUUGGUACUGCAAUAUCUGCCAUGGUUGUGGGAGGGGGAAUUUAUCUGCUGGGACAGGCAAAAGUUGCAUAUGAGUUUACAGUAGUACAGAGUUUUGCGUUUGGUUCCCUGAUAUCCGCGGUAGAUCCAGUGGCCACGCUCGCGAUAUUCCACUCUCUAAAUGUUGAUACGGUGCUGUACAUGUUGGUGUUCGGGGAAAGCAUUCUCAAUGACGCUGUGGCUAUCACUCUAACAAUAACGGUGUUGGAGUUUGAGAACCCUGCGAUGGCGGAGGUAACAGGUUCGGCGGCAUUCUUCAGAGCCGUGUGGAGGUUUCUAGUCAUGUUCUUCGGCUCAAGUCUUAUAGGGAUGAUCUCAGGAUUAGUUAGCGCUCUUUUACUUAAAUUUCUCGACCUACGUAAGACGCCAUCAUUAGAAAUCGGACUGAUGUUGGUCUUCUCCUAUCUUCCAUAUGGGCUGGCCGAGGGAUUGCAUCUUUCAGGCAUCAUGGCAAUUUUAAUGAGCGGUAUCGUGAUGUCCCACUACACGCAUCACAACCUGUCACCCGUCACCCAGAUAACCGUACAACACACAUUCCGUACCAUUGCCUUCAUGGCAGAGACAUGCAUGUUUGCGUAUUUAGGGAUGGCUAUAUUUAGCUUUAAGUUAGUGGUGAAGCCCUCAUUGAUUAUUUGGGCCAUCGUGCUGAUUCUACUGGGAAGAGCUGUAAAUAUUUUCCCCCUGUCUUUCAUUUCAAACUAUUUCCGUGAGCACAAAAUCACAAAGAAACAGCAAUUCAUCAUGUGGUUUAGUGGUUUACGUGGAGCAAUUGCGUUUGCUCUGAGUCUUCAUCUGGAGUUUGAGUCUCGAGAGAAGAAGAAUGUGAUCGUUACCACGACACUCAUCAUCGUUCUGUUCACCAUUCUCUUCCUGGGGGGAUCCACAAUGCCGCUCAUGAAGCUUUUAAAAGCAGAGAAAAAAGAGAAAAAGAGCAGACGGAAAAAGACUGACAGGGAAAUUUCGCUUAGUAAAACAAAAGAAAUGGGUGACACAGUCGACUCAGAGCACCUAUCAGAGUACACAGAGAGUGAGGCGGAGGUCAGUUUUGCCCGCCCAUCCCAGCAGACAGGGUUUGUGAGGCUGGACGCACGCUACCUCAAACCGUUCUUCACCAGGAGAUUUACACAGCAGGAGGUGAGAGAUGCCAAGACUCAGAUGACGAAUCUCACGAAGCAGUGGUAUAAUGACGUGCGUGCGGCCCCGGACGAGUCUCUGUCAGAAAACGAUGACGACGAAGAGGAGACAUUAUUCAUAAACUCUUCCCGCCACAAUUCGGAGAGCAGCCCACAAAAUGAGCCUCUUUUACAGUGAAAAGCUUUAAUAGAAUGUUACGGUUGUUAAUGGUAUUGAAUUAUUUACUUAAGUUUUAAUAGUUGCAUAGACUUAAACAAAAAACAGAAUUGUUUAUAUUAUAUAUACCUGAAGAUGCAUACUGCUUUGUGAUUAAUAUAACAGUUCUUCUUUCAACAUAAACUAUUAAUCCCACCUGUUCUGGGUUAUAACUAUAUAUACAUGUACAGUGUACAUGUUCGUUAUAAGUGUAUGGUGCGGUGAAUUGGGUUUGUUCAUAAAGGUUUUUAUAAACAAAUAUUUUAGGAAUGUUUUAUUGAAUAUUUUGAAUACAGCAGUGUAAGACAUAACAUAACUGUUGUAUAGUGGAUAUACAUGCACUGUUGAAUAAGUUAUUUGAUGAAUAUUUAAUCAAAAGCUUAAUAAAUAUUAAAUCAAAAUCACAUUAUUUAUGAAAUUUUGAGGUACUUAAAGUUUAUUAUGGAUAAAUUGAGGAAGCUGAGUACAAAAUAAGAAAUCAUUUUCUUCUCUAAGCUUUGAAUGUAUUUAAUGUUUUGAACAUUGGUUACACUAGGGAAAGUAUUUUGUCAAUGAGAGGGUUCUUAAAUACAAAUGUAUUCUGGGAUUGUACAAUGUGUAUAAAUGUAUUUUAUUGGGGUAUUACCAUUGAAGGUAUGUAUAGAUUUGUCUUAUCAAAUUGAGUGCAGUUGCACAGGUAUAUAAAACUUGACAAUUCAAGCACUACUUGUCGUUUUUUGUUGUUGUUUUCUUGUCAUAAACGUGUGCACAAAAUUUAAUAUGAUCAUGUUUCUUAAAUAUAUCUUCAUUUAAUGCAGUUUAAAUCAAAACUAGAAAUAACAGCCCUUGUUUGGUACUUUGGUUAAUAUUGUUGUUUUAUUUUCAUUGUUUUAAAAUAAUUUGCUUUUUAAUGUUCUCCGUCAUUGUAUUUAAUAGCUGAAAACUCACAAAUAUCAAACUGAUUGGUGAGUGCUUAAAAGAUUUACUGUGAUCUACUAUGUCUCAUAAGGUAGAAAUACCAUGUUUUCUGCACCUUUCUUCCAAAUUGAACUUGGUAACCUUCAUAAGAACAAUUGUUUUUUAUAUUCAUUCAUGCUUUUCGGUAUAUUAAAACAAUUGUAUUAAUUGUGGAUAAUCUUAUUUGGGAGUGAGAGUGCAUCUUAACUUUAAGUGUCAAGCAUUAUUUUCCUGUCAUAUGUUUUAAUUGUCUGUUGAAAUCCAUUUCAAUUGAGAUUUUACCCCGAGGGUAUAUUGUACUAAGUGUUGUUAUUUGUUUUGGCAGAAUCAUGUUAAUAUUGAAACAUGUUUUUUGCAUUUUGUUGUUUUAGUGCAUUUAAAUUGUUUUAUUUAAAUGGAUAUUUAUUGUUUCACAUAAAUUAUUUAAAAAAUAAAGUAUGAACUAUCA